Messenger RNA from Bradysia coprophila, 1085 nucleotides. RefSeq names its product protein obstructor-E-like. Lineage: Eukaryota; Metazoa; Arthropoda; Insecta; Diptera; Sciaridae. Gene Ontology annotation, molecular function: chitin binding. Gene Ontology annotation, cellular component: extracellular region. The record is from RefSeq and is a predicted model, not a curated record.
GCUUAAGAUAAUCGUGUGAACAGCAUUUGGUUUAAAUUGAGGAUCGGCCAAGCGAAACUGCCAUUGAAAUCGAAUUUGUCGACCACGAACGUAUUAAAUUUUUGAUUCAAAAAGGUUAAUACAACGAUAGCAUUGGGUGUUAAUUACGAAAAUGAAGUGGUUCAUUGCGAUUGUACUAGCUGUGGUAGGAACAGCGUAUGCUAAUGAGGUAACUAUUUGCCACGGCAUGCCCGACAACACAUUCAUUCAAGACGUGUCUAAUUGCGCUAAUUGGUUCAGAUGUACACCAAAUGGCCCUGUACCUGGAACAUGUCCCGAACCGUGGUUAUUCAAUCCAGCAACAGGAGGAUGUGAUUGGGCCGAAAAUGUUCGGUGCUUCCAAUGCUCGCCUACGCAGCCGAUUGAAAGUACACGCGUCGAAGGCUCGUGUGUGCAGUUUAUUCGUUGCAUUAAUGGUCGUGCAAGUCAACAUGCAUGCCAAAAUGGUUUACACUUCAAUGAACAGAGUCAGCAAUGUGAUCUACCAGAAAAUGCCAAUUGUUCCGUUCAGUUUUCCUGUCCGCCUAAUAUUCCUCCUGGCCAGAUGGUUGCUUUCAGAAGCCAAACCAAUUGUUCAGAAUUUUACAUCUGUACUGGACAAGGUGACCCCAUUGCUCAAUCUUGUAACCCAGCUCUACAUUUCGAUCCGGUGACACAACAAUGCACAUUCCCGAAUAUGACGGAUUGUUCGAUUGGUGAUAAUCCUGGUCCUGGUCCUGGCGAUCCAACAACCACACCAGUCCCGUUCAUUUGCCCAUCAGAUGGACAUCACCCACAUCCGACAACUUGUUCCUCAUUUAUUGUUUGUGCUAGCGGUCAGCCACACUUUUUCAACUGUUCCGACGGAUUGCACUUCAAUCAAAGAACAAGUCAAUGUGAUCUUCCGUCGAAUGCAAAUUGCGUCCGAACUUGAAAAUGGAUUGGCAUAUGAAUGCAACACAUUGACCACAAAUUAAAUUAUCGCUGGCAAAGUUUUUUAGAUAAAUUGUUAAGCUGUAGACUAAUCACAGAGUGCAAACGUAAAAUAUAUUUUCCUACAUUUCGAA